GUCUUGGCCCAUGGGCCGCCACGUCCGCAUGACAAUCACGCUACCCUCCCCGUCCCGAAUACCGAAGCCUCCAGAACACGGGGGGACCGCCUCCUGGGCCCCACAUGUCAUUCUCACACCCUCCGUCUCCGGCGAGCUCCCCCUCCCUAUAAAUCCCGCCUCCCCCAUUUCUCCGGUCAUCUCGCCGCCAAUAGCUCGCCGCCGUCGAAACCCAAAAUCUUCUCUUCCCGUACGUGAGAAGCGCCAGGUCGUCGUCGCCGCCAUGGGCGUGGAGGUGUGCGUCAAGGCCGCCGUCGGCCACCCGGACACGCUCGGCGACUGUCCAUUCUCGCAGAGGGUGCUGCUGACUCUGGAGGAGAAGAAGGUGCCCUACGAGAUGAAGCUCAUCGACGUCCAGAACAAGCCCGACUGGUUUCUGAAGAUCAGCCCAGAGGGGAAGGUGCCUGUGUUUAACGGUGGUGAUGGCAAAUGGAUUCCUGAUUCUGAUGUGAUCACUCAAGUCAUUGAGGAGAAGUACCCAACCCCGUCUCUUGUCACCCCUCCUGAGUAUGCAUCAGUGGGAUCAAAAAUUUUCUCAUGCUUCACAACGUUCUUGAAGAGCAAGGAUCCAAAUGAUGGUUCAGAGAAGGCACUUCUUACUGAACUGCAGGCACUCGAGGAGCAUCUGAAAGCUCAUGGCCCCUUUAUCAACGGGCAGAACAUUUCAGCUGCUGACCUUAGCCUGGCACCAAAGCUCUACCAUCUCCAGGUUGCUCUGGAGCAUUUCAAAGGCUGGAAGAUCCCGGAAGACCUAACCAAUGUUCAUGCUUACACAGAGGCUCUGUUUAGCCGCGAAUCUUUCAUCAAGACGAAGGCAGCUAAGGAGCACCUGAUUGCUGGAUGGGCACCAAAAGUGAAUGCGUAAGAGCCUGCCCUUAUGCUCUGGUGCUGCUUGGACACCAUGCUGUUUAUCUGAUCGGUCCAUGUCAGUGGUGGGCACUACUACUACUCUUGUGUAGCUUGGGUGCAUGAUUGGGUUGGAAUAAUGUAGCCUCAUCCGUUGAGUACCUUGAUAUGGUUGUUGCAAGUGUGCACUUUUUCUAUGAACUAUCUCCUGCUGGCUUAAGUCGAAACCGUGGGUCGGUUUGGCCUUAUGUUCAACUAAGAGAGUGCAUAUACUGUAAUGGAACCUUUGCUAGUACAAUAUGUUAUAUGAAUAAUGGAGAUGCAGCCUGCAGCUGCUCUUGCUUGGAGCUUAUGAUCAGUA
Messenger RNA from Oryza sativa Japonica Group (Japanese rice), 1246 nucleotides. Its product is annotated as probable glutathione S-transferase DHAR1, cytosolic. Gene Ontology annotation, molecular function: glutathione dehydrogenase (ascorbate) activity. Gene Ontology annotation, biological process: protein glutathionylation; ascorbate glutathione cycle; cellular oxidant detoxification. The record is from RefSeq and is a predicted model, not a curated record. NCBI's taxonomy places the organism in Eukaryota, Viridiplantae, Streptophyta, Magnoliopsida, Poales, Poaceae.